Molecule: messenger RNA, 930 nt
Organism: Sciurus carolinensis (gray squirrel)
Lineage: Eukaryota; Metazoa; Chordata; Mammalia; Rodentia; Sciuridae
Exons: 2
Coding region: 115-876 (253 amino acids)
Source: RefSeq, a predicted model, not a curated record
GGCUGAGCUGCUGGGAGCGAGAGCCAGGUGUGCCCCCACCCCAGCUUCCCACAGGAACAGCCUGUUGGGAUUGCAGGGUCCCUAAGAGCUUGGCCCAAUGGGCUAACGAGGCACAUGCAAGGAAGAACUGGAAUGGGUUGUGACCCCAGGACCUGUGCACCAAGCCAAGACAUAACAGGCCUCCUCCCAGCUGCUGACCCCAGUCCAGACAUCCAACCAACCCUCCCCUCCAAGAGGAAGAUGGAUCCAAGUACCGUUGACCCUGUGGGCAGAGCAGAGAGCAGCAGGUUUCUAGACAGCUGGAGCGAGCUCUUCCGAAGGAACCCCCAUGUCCUUGGGCUCCCAGACUAUGGGCACAGACAUGGGUUCCUGGGUAAAUUAUGGAAGGCAGCCUCUGGAUACCCAUCCCAGAUGCCUGGGACCCGAGCUCACCUACGCGAGCUGCACCUGCCCCGGAUCUCGGCGUGCGCGGGCGCCUGCAUUUUUCAGCCUCUCCGCGCGCUUUCACCACCCGGCCCCAGCCCGCGAGCAGCGCUGCGACAGUCCGACGUGGAGCCUUCCACAGAGGACUCACCUGCUGUCCCUGCCGGCGGCUGGCAACCGCAGGGUGGCGCCCGGCUCGCCUUCGCGCCCGCGCCCGGCGCCUCAGGGCUCCACUGGCGUCCACCGAGCGCCGCGCGCCUCCACGCGAAUGGGCUGCCGCCGCCCGCCUUCUUGUUGGUCCCAUCCCCGCCCUGCGCCCGCCCCGCGCCCGGCCCGGCCCGGCCCGGCAAGAAAGCCUUAAUUGGUAAAAUCGCCCAGGAGCCGGGGGCGGUGCGGGGGGCGCGCCAUGAGCUCCAUCGCCCCGUCGCCUGGCGACGCCGCCCCCCGGGAUGAGCUCACCGCCCUGCUAGGUCCGCCAGGCCCCGGGGAGGGGGGAGGGGGCUCACC